Messenger RNA from Seminavis robusta, 1118 nucleotides. NCBI's taxonomy places the organism in Eukaryota, Bacillariophyta, Bacillariophyceae, Naviculales, Naviculaceae. The record is from the annotation of a GenBank genome assembly.
AUGGAAUACAUGUAUCUAUUGAACAUUGGUUUAGAACUGUUUACAGAUGAACAGAUCGAAAAGGUCGUUGGAGACACGAAGGAUUUGGUUGUGUGCUUCGCCUACCAUCUCCUCUCAAUGCCAUUCUGGAUCGUAUUGAGUGCUUCCUUGGCCGUCAAGCAAAUGGUAAUCCUACCUCGCAUGCAGAAGCAUUACAAGCGAACCCUCGGGGAAAGGACCAAGCUACGCAAGCGACGGCUCCGCGAUACAUUAAACGAUCCAGUGCUGACCUUGCAAAUGGAAGAUAGCAUUCUCUUGCGACCAGACAUUCAAGGCGACCGACACAAGAUGCUGCAAUUCAUGCAACAGAUUCGAGACCAUGCCAAUUCACCGGAUGAAGAUCAGGUUGAUGAUCAAGACGAAAAACGCGACAAUACCACCAAGGGGCUAGAAAAGUACGAAGCUGCCUUGGUUCUGUGCAGAGGGACCAUUGUCCUAUCCGUCUUGUUUUAUUGUGCGUGUACAACCUCUAGCUUCUUUAGUGCCAUACACACCACUUCUUUCGGCUGGGGUUCUGAUCUGGAUGACAGCACCUUGGUUAGUACUUACAUGUACGACCCUUUGUACAUGUACGACCCGAAGUCCUCCAUCCCUUAUUACAAAACUUACAAAAUUUACAAGAGGCAACAUGAUGAUAUCCGCAUGUUGGAGUUGGACAUACAGAAUGCUAUGUACAACUUCUGUGACGAUGGCAUGGAGUUCCUGUACACAGUCUGGUUCUGCUUGAUUCACAUGGCGCACAGCUACAAGAUUCUCUAUGAUGCAUCUGCCCACAAGAAGAGGAGCAAGUCCACAUCUACGCGCCAGAGGGAAAACACUGAAAAGAAUGACAACGUCCCAGAUCUGGAGCAGCCCUUGCUAGCUAGCUAGCAGCGCAGACGCAUUGGUCAGGAAUGCCGACGGUAGCCUUCCAACCCAAUAAGGACGAUUGAAUGAUUCAAUCAUUAUGUUGCGUAGAAUGGAAUGCCAAGAUCGCUCGUAGCUUGAGCUGAUUUUUGGGGCAUUUUCUAAUAGAACGUCAGUGACGCCAACGAGACUACACCCCCCCAGCUUCAUAAGGCCCCAAGCCACAGUGGAGA